Molecule: messenger RNA, 3096 nt
Organism: Lemur catta (Ring-tailed lemur)
Lineage: Eukaryota; Metazoa; Chordata; Mammalia; Primates; Lemuridae
Gene: TTC22
Product: tetratricopeptide repeat domain 22
Exons: 7
Coding region: 136-1959 (607 amino acids)
Molecular function (GO): protein binding
Source: RefSeq, a predicted model, not a curated record
UGGGAGGCGGCCGCGCCCUGGGCCUCUGCGCGCUGGCCCUCGCCUCCCGCGCCGGGCUCGCUCGGGGGGCGCCCCCGUCCACUCCCCUCCGCAGCCUCGGGGACAAGGGCGAGGCAAGCGAGCAGCGGGGCGGCCAUGGCGGAGCUGGAGGCCGCGGCCGACGACCUGGACGCCCUCAUUGACGCCCUGGACUACCUCCCGGGCCACUUCCACCUGGAGAUGCAGCUGAACUUCGAGCCGCGCUCGCCCGCCCCGCUGCGCGCCCGGGACCUGAAGCUGCAGCGGGAGGGCCUUCUGCAGGAGCUCGAGCUGGCGGCUGCCCCUCAGCGCCCCGCCGUGCGUCACCUCCUGGGCGCCUUCGCCUUCUACCUGGAGGAGCUGGACGAAGCCCGCGAGCGCUUCCUCGAGGUGGCCCGCGAGGACCCUGGCAACCUCAACGCCUGGGCCAAUCUGGCGCACGUCUACGGGCGGCUGGGCCAGGAGGAAGACGAGGAGGCGUGCGCCGCGCGGCUGGCCGACCUCAUGGGUCUGGCCGCGGAGCCCGAGGCUGCCGGGGACCCCCAGCUCCGCGCCGCGCGCUGCCUGGCCGAGCAGGGCUACGCGCACGGCUUCGACGUGGGCUGCGCCAGCCCGGAGGAGCGCGCGCAGGUGCUGGCGGCUGGCAUCGCGCUCUACGACAAGGCGCUGGGCUACGGGCAGCAGAUCCCGGUGGAGGAGAAGAGGGGCUGGUACUUCACCAUGGCAACGCUCUUCAUCAGGCUAGAUGGCAUCUUCCUGGAGUUGGGCAGCGAGGAGCAGAAGAGGCUGCCCGCCUUCAACCGCACACUGGCCCUGCUCCGGCAAGUGCUCAAGUCCUCGGACCCUCAGCACCGAGCGCUGGCCUGGUGCUAUCUUGGGAUGCUGCUGGAGAGGAAGGACACCUUCUCCACCACCCCGAUGGGUGUCCAUGACUGCGGGUACUCAGGGACCGACCCUCUGGACUGCUUUGGCAAGGCCAUCGAGAUUGCCAAGGACCAACUUCCCAUCCUGAAUCGCCUGGCCAAAAUCUUCCACUUCCUAGGAAAGCAGGAUAUGGCCAUUGGAACCUGUAACAUGGCCCUGGAUGUCCUACGAGAUCCAGAGCUCAACUGGCAGGCCUACUGCACAAGGGCCAAGAUCCACAUCAGAGCCUACCUGCACGACCUGGAGCGGGCCAAGAUGGGGCUCGGGGGCAUGCCUGACAGGAACCACCUAGCCUGCGCCAAGGCUGACCUUGAGGAAGUGGUCAGGGUGUGCCCAGGCCUCAAGACCUACCUGGACAUCGGCCAGGUCUACUACUACAUGGGCGUGGACGCGGUGCAGGAGCUGCUGGCGGUGGACGAGGCGGCGCUGAACCAGGCGCUGGUGUUCCUGGCCAAGGCGGGCGAGUCGGAGCUGGGCGCCACGCUGCCCGAGCUGCAGCUGCUGCGCGGCAAGUGCCUGCGCAUCAAGGGCGAGGAGGCCAACGCGGCCGCCUGCUUCAAGCGCGCCGUGGAGCUGGACGACGCGGGCUCCAGCCACACCGAGGGCUUCGGCUGCCUGCUCGAGGCGCUGCUGGCGCAGUGGAGCCAGGCGCAGCUGAGCGACGGCGAGCUGGGCCGCGAGGUGGACGCCUGGCUGCGCCGCGCACAGGACAAGUACCCGGCGGCGCGCCUGCGCCAGGAGCUGCAGCGCGUGUGGCGCGGCCACACGGACGAGGUGCUCGGGUUGGCCCGGGCCUUGGUGGCCCAGGGACGGCCCGCACUGGUGCGGCUGCUCUUCGAGACCAUGGAGGGCGUGGGCGAGGGCGCAGGCGCGCCCCGGGCCGCCGGGCGCUGUCCGUGUGAGGCGCGCGCGCCCAGGCCCGAGGCCUCCAGCGGCAGCGACCGCGCCGAGACCCCGCCCCGCCCACAGCUGAUUGGACCAGGUCUGCACGCCUGCGACGGGCCCGCCCUGCCAUAGGCUGGCGGGAGUGCGGGGCCAAUCAGAUCCUCUGUGGGGAAUUGUGACUGCCGGAACGUUGAGACUCCGGGGCCGUUGGAAGCGCCCGCCGGGGCAGAUGGGCCUGGUUCCGGAGAGCCGCGGGGACUGGGCGCAGAGGGGAGAGGUCCCUGGGAAACUGCCAAUUAAAGGGCAGAAUUUUGAAAACAGGCAGAAAAUAAGACGUCUGCGAGUCUCCUGAGAGAAACAGAAGAGAGCAGCCUCCGUUGUGGCGGUGUUCUGGUCCCCUGCUCAGUCCCUCCCGUGAGCCACACUCUGUCCUUACAAUAAAGCCCCCUUUUCCGAAGCCGACUGGAGUGGGUCUCGGGUCCUGCAGCCACAAAAGCCCUGGCUAGAGCAGAGGGCCAGGCCACACAGCGAGUGAGUUACUGGCAGGGCCCUAGCCUAAGCCUGGGAGCUCGGGGCUUCUCCUGCCUCUCCGCCUGUCGUCCAGCAGGCCUCCUCCUCGGUGCAAAAGGCCUCCUAAACUCCCCCAAAACAGAGCCCACCAACAGAACCUUUACUUGACUUCCCUGUUCUUAGGGGAACCUAGGGGCCCUACCUAUUAGGAAGUCCCACCUGCCCCCAAUCUUGAACAGUCUACAAGAGAAUGAAGAAAAUCUUGGAAUUUUACACUCUAGGCAUUGGUCAAAGACUUAGACUCUGAUUGCCACCAGAUCUUGAAAUGGCAGGGCACACAAGAGCUAAUUUAACCCAAAAUUCCAGAUUAAGUUCUUGCCAGACUGCAGGAAUGCUGGUUGUACACAGUUGCAACAGUAAGCUUUCCAUAAUGGUUUGUAAGACCCUUUGCAUAUUUCCCUUUCUUUGAAGAGUUAUACUCACUGUUUUGCUCGUACUCCUGGUGCUCAGACAUUACGAGGGACAGGCCAGCACCCUUGCGUUGCAUCUCACCUAUCCACUGACGGUGGAGGACAGACUGAAAUGCAGUGCCUUACAGAUCACAGACUCCAGCCCCCUCGUUGUGCAGGUGGGAAAACUGAAAGCCAUAGAAGGGAAGUGGCUUGCCAAAAGCCACGCUUGCUAUCCUACCUACUCUGUACCUCAAACACUGUCACCAUUUUUCAUGUUUGGAAAAAUACUAAUAAACCGAACACCAGU